Molecule: messenger RNA, 1431 nt
Organism: Cuscuta campestris
Lineage: Eukaryota; Viridiplantae; Streptophyta; Magnoliopsida; Solanales; Convolvulaceae
Source: the annotation of a GenBank genome assembly
GAUAUUCCGAGAUGGGGCGGCCGCGGAGGCAAGCGGUAGUGCGGCGGAGAGUGGCGGCGGAGGAAGAGUACCCCGGAUGAUGAGGGAAGACACGGUGGAGAUAAGCAGCGAGAAUUCAGGGCCGACCAGAUCCCGCUCGGAUGAUGAUUUUGACGACGAACAUAAUCAUCAUUACAACGAGGAAGAGGAUGAUCACGGCACCAAGAAAAAGAGGAAAAAAUAUCACAGGCACACUGCUGAGCAGAUCAAAGAAAUGGAGGCGUUAUUCAAGGAGUUUCCUCAUCCGGACGAAACCCAAAGACAGCAGCUUAGCAAACAACUAGGCCUUCAUCCUAGGCAAGUCAAGUUCUGGUUCCAAAAUAGACGAACACAAAUCAAGGCUAUACAGGAACGCCAUGAGAAUUCAUUACUAAAAUCCGAAAUAGAGAAACUUCGUGAGCAAAACAAGGAAUUACGGGAGGCGAUUAAGAAUAAUUGUUGUCGUAAUUGUGGGUUUUGUAGCAGUUCAGGCAAAGUGUUACUGGCGGCCACCGGAGAACAACAACUUCGAAUUGAAAACGCAAGACUCCGAUCUGAGGUUGAGGAGAUGCGAACAGCAAUGGGAAAAUACCCAGCACCAGCAGUAGCUGCAACAACAAGAGGAACAUCGCCUAAUAAUUCUUCAUCAUGUUCAGGGGGGAUUGGGAAUGAGCAAGAGAGCAUUACCAGGGGCUCCUACACUGGCAUUUUCGGGCUAGAAAAAUCAAGGACGAUGAUGGACUUCCUUGACAGGGCAGUGCAAGAGCUGAAGACGAUGGCCACUUCUGGGGCACCAUUGUGGAUACAAAGCUUGGAGUCGGGGCGUCAGGAGAUUCUCAAUUAUGAUGAAUAUGUGAAAGCCUUUCCAUUGAUAGAGGAAUGUGGUCCCACCACGGCUCCUCUGCCGAAGAGAGUAAUCGAGGCGUCAAGAGAUGCUGGGAUAGUGUUCAUGGAGCUUCCUCGCCUGCUUCAUUCUUUCAUGGAUGCAGUAUGCAAUUAGUUGCUUAACCUGUUGUGUUAAUUACAUUAAAUACAAGCAUUAAUUGCAUAGUAAUACAUUGGCACUUCAUAAAAAUAAAGUUUACAUUCUCUCAUUUAAAAAAGAAUAUGACAUUCUUAAAUUCUCAACACCUCAUUUAAUCUUGUGAAAUCAUUUUGUAAUAAAGCUUCAUUUUCUGAGUGAUCUAGGGAGUAUGCACUCAUAUCAUCAUGAAUUAAGUAAUGGAAUGGCUUCUUGCAAGGGUGGAUCAAACUUAUAAUUUUAUAAAACUAUAAUUAAUUGCGUUGCAGAAUCAAUGGAAAGAAAUGUUCCCAUGCAUGAUCUCAAAGGCAUCAACGGUGGAUGUUAUUUGUGCAGGGGAAAGAGCUAAUAACGGUAACAACUGGAGUGGUGCCGCUCAAUUGGUAUGUGAU